CGCCGGGCUCUCACUUCCCCGCCGGCUCAGUCCAGUCCCCGCGGCGCGCCAUGGAGCGCGGCGUGCUGCUGCUGGCGCUGGCCUGGGCGCUGGGGGUGACUCUGUCCGGGGCAGCCAGGAGCCCCUACCAGCAGGUCCUGCACCACAGCCGGCUGCGCGGCCGGCAGCACGGCCCCAAUGUGUGUGCUGUACAGAAGCUUCUUGGAACAAACAGGAAAUACUACACAAACUGCAAACAGUGGUACCAGAGAAAAGUCUGUGGAAAAUCAACAAUGAUCAGCUACGAGUGCUGCCCUGGAUAUGAAAAGGUACCUGGAGAAAAAGGCUGCCCAGCUGCAUUGCCACUUUCAAACAUCUACGACACCCUGGGGAUUGUUGGCGCCUCCACCACCCAACUGUACUCUCUCAGCUCUAACCUGAAACCAGAAAUUGAAGGACCUGGAAGUUUUACAAUCUUUGCCCCAAACAAUGAGGCCUGGUCUGCUUUGCCUGCUGAAAUGUUGGAUUCAUUGGUCAGUAAUGUUAACAUUGAACUGCUAAAUGCUCUUCGCUACCAUAUGGUGAACAAACGGGUCCUAACAGAUGACCUGAAACAUGGAACGUCUCUUCCUUCAAUGUACCAGAAUAUUGAUCUCCAGAUCCACCACUAUCCUAAUGGAAUCGUGACCGUGAAUUGUGCCAGACUUUUGAAAGCAGACCAUCAUGCCACCAAUGGAGUGGUCCAUCUGAUAGAUAAAGUCAUCGCCACCACAACGAACAGUAUCCAGCAAAUCGUUGAGACCAACGAAAAUCUUGAAACUCUUCGGACUGCUCUGGCUGCGUCUGGUCUUAAUACCCUGUUAGAAAAUGAUGGUCAGUUCACACUCUUGGCUCCAACCAAUGAAGCCUUUGAGAAGAUCCCACAAGAAACACUGAACAGGAUCCUUGGGGACCCAGAAGCUCUCAAAGACCUGUUAAACCAUCACAUACUGAAAUCAGCCAUGUGUGCCGAGGCCAUUAUUGCUGGCUUGUCCAUGGAGACUCUGGAAGGUACCAUGUUGGAAGUAGGCUGUAUUGGUGAUGAACUCACCCUGAAUGGAAGGCCUAUCAUUGCUGAAAAGGAUGUCCUAGCUAUCAAUGGUGUAGUACAUUUUGUUAAUGAGCUUCUGAUUCCAGACUCAGCUAAAACUUUGUUUGAGUUAGGUAAAGAAUCUGAUGUUUCAACGUCUAUUGACCUUUUUAGACAAGCUGAUCUCAGCUCUCAUCUCACUGGAAAGGAGCGUGUGACGCUUCUUGCCCCAAUAAACAUUGUGUUCAAAGAUGGGACUCCUCCUAUGAAUCGGAACACGAAGAGUUUGCUUCUAGAUCACAUUCUUAAAGAACAGCUUUCUUCUAAAUAUCUUUACCAUGGACAGGAGCUAGAAACUCUGGGUGGCAAAAAACUGAGAGUUUUUGUAUACCGCAAUAACCUCUGCAUUGAAAACGUCUGUAUUGCUGCCCAUGACAAGAGAGGAAGGUUUGGCACCUUGUUCACGGUGGACAAAAUGUUGACUCCACCAGUAGGAACAGUCAUGGAUGUUCUAAAGGCAGACCAACGUUUCAGUACGUUGGUGGCUGCCAUCCAAUCUGCAGGUCUAAUGGAGACAUUAAAUAGGCCAGGUACCUUCACGGUGUUUGCUCCAACAAACGAAGCUUUCCAAGCUAUGCCACGAGGGGAACUGAACAAACUUAUGGGUAAUGCGAAACAACUUGCUACCAUUCUGAAGUACCAUAUUGGGGAUGAAAUCUUGAUCAGUGGAGCAGUUGGCGCUCUUGUGAGAUUGAAGUCUUUGCAGGGUGAUAAAAUUGAAGUUAGCGCUAAAAACAAUGUAGUGAAUGUGAACAAGGAACCUGUUGCCGAAACUGAUAUCAUGGCCACUAAUGGUGUGAUUUAUGCUGUGAAUGCGGUCUUACAACCUCCAGCUUUCAGGCCUCAAGAAAGAGGAGAUGAGCCUGCAGAUCCUGCACUAGAAAUCUUCAAACAGGCAUCUGCAUUAUCCAAGGUUUCCCACAGGAGUUCUCGGCUAGCGCCUCAGUAUUCCAGGUUAUUAGCAAGGAUGAAACAGUAAAGUGAAGAACAUUCAGCAGAACAAUCAACUUUUGCUGUCAUUUUAAGGGAAGGACAGAAUUGCUUUUAAAAUGCAAAUAUCACACUUAAGUUUAUUUUGUUUCCAUCUCAAAUGGAUAGGAGAAAAAAGCCAUAUUUUUCAAACCAUUUUUGCUUCUUUUUUUUUUUUUUUACCUUUAGGAGCUGUACAUUAAGGCUAAUGCUUUUCAGAAGUAACCCCUGAUUCUGGAUGCUUCAAGUUUAGGUACCCAAUCUGUGGUAGUUGUGGGCCUUAUUUUUCAGAAGAACAAGUGCUGAUUACAGCUCUGGUUGAGGAAAGCACUUAAGCAUGUAUUUGGGUUCGUCCCUGUUCAGGACAGUUGAGGGCUAUCCUGAACAGGGACACUUUCCUGAAUCAAGACUUAUCUUCAGCUCUGACUUCAACUGCAGUUGUGGAUUCUAAGCACCCCUGAAAAUCAAGAUCAGAAGUAUGGUCUCAAUUUGUGCAGCCCUCCCUCCCCACCCCCCAACCCCUCAAAAAAUCCAAAGUCUGUGCCACCUUUUGAAAACAUUCACUCUAGUGACAGUGCUGUAAUUGUACACUAUCACCUUUCAAUAGAUCACAUAGGUGCCAACCUUACAGUUGAUUACACAGUGAUUAUUUUAACUUAUCCUUUUGUUGAACUCACUAAAUGUUUUCUGAGCAAUACGGUGUUUUAAACCAAAGAAUACAUCUUUUCUUUCUUCUCCCCACCCCCUGUGUUUUGAAUGUCUUCCAUGCAAGUCUGAGUUUGAGGUUUGUUUGUUUUUUUUAAAAAAGCCUUCUGUUGAUAUUAGGGAAUUUGCAUGAUAUAAACUGUGGUCUGAACUGUUCUAGUUUUUGUUUGGUUUUGUUUAUGCAUACGGAUUUGACUUGGCUGUCUUGGUUCACAAGAAGACUGAAAAUACGUCAUAUCUGCAAUGAGACUUCUCCCUCUCAGAAGCCUUCAAAUAAAUGAUUCAUUUGUAAUAACUUGGUUUUUUAAAAAAAACCAAUAAAAUCAAAAACAUAUGACAAUGA
This is a messenger RNA of Trachemys scripta elegans, 3125 nucleotides long. RefSeq names its product transforming growth factor beta induced (gene TGFBI). Bases 51 to 2087 code for a protein of 678 amino acids. Lineage: Eukaryota; Metazoa; Chordata; Testudines; Emydidae. The transcript is spliced from 17 exons. Gene Ontology annotation, cellular component: extracellular matrix. Gene Ontology annotation, molecular function: cell adhesion molecule binding. The record is from RefSeq and is a predicted model, not a curated record. Gene Ontology annotation, biological process: extracellular matrix organization; cell adhesion.